GUUGCUGGCUGUGUCGAAGAAAAAAGCAGAAAAAGAGUCGGGGAUGACGACUUCGAUCUCAACAUCUUCAAAAGGCGAGCAGGAGGACUCCGACACUCAGAUGAAUACAACUAGUCGAGUAGUGGAGAAAAAGGGUUCAUUCCUAAAAAGCCUUUUCAAAAAACGUAGUCGUGAUUUGUCUGGUUCCGAAGACGACACCGUUUCGGAUAACAUGAAGCUAAGGCUCUCACUAAUUCAUCUUUGAGUGCACCAUUAAAAAGUAUGGGGAUGCACCUGAAGGAUGAAUUACGGACAGUUCUAAUGAAGGUAGUCAAUGUCCAAACUCUAGUGGUGUUUCUCUCAGCACACACGAAAGUGCGCAAAAAGACCCAAUUACGUUUCGCUGCUUUAUUUCUAGGCGACGUCAACGAUGAUGGGAUGAUAACGCCAGCUACUGCGAAAGUUAUUCAAGAAGGACAUCGAUUGUACCAAAGAUUAUGGUCAGCUUUUCUCCAUUUUUCUCGCUACCUUGGAUGGUACUCUUUUCCCUUGUAUUUCAUGGGAAAGGGGUCGAGACGAGAGGACCGAGAUGGAUAGAAGCUUACUCUAAAAAGAGGGAUAGCUUCAGCCUCUCCGAGUGGUGUUGGAGUAGCACAGCAAAGUCCAACGGAAGCAGGAAUGUGGCCUUCGACUCCCGAUGCGGCGUCUUUCAACGCGAAAAUCUUUCAGGGCCUUGACAAAAUACCACUAGAAGACUUCAUCAAACGAGUUUUGCCGGAUCGCGCAGCCAGAGAGCGGAAAGGCGAUGCACCGUUACCGAUACCAUCUUCUGUUCCGGCAUUACGAGAAGUUGGGCAUAGGAGACGAGGGUCUAGUGUGCAUGAAGAGGACGCGAAGCAAGAGAAGGAGAAGAGGGAAAAACGUGGGGAUGAAGAAGUUGAGGACAGCAUUACUGUAGGUCUGGAUAUCAAAGAUGUUGAUGAAAAAGAACCUGAUGCCGAGGACCGGUUACGCGACGAAGAGGAGGACUCGCCAGGUCCAGCAGCUGCGUCGCCGUUCACAACUUUAGCCAGAGCACAGCCCCGGCGUUUGUCGAGACCAACCGACAUUGAAAUACCGCUGUCCUCAUCUGGGACGGAGCAAGAGCAGACAUCACAGGCUGAAGAUGGUGCUUCUUCUAAGGUAAGAAGUCCGGAGAAGGGGAAGAAAAAAAGAAGAAAAAGUCAAGGACGAACAGAAGAAAGGUCAAGCGCUUCACAACAAGUUCUUCUAGAACAAGAUGGAGGACCCC
Amoebophrya sp. A25 is the source of this 1270-nucleotide messenger RNA. NCBI's taxonomy places the organism in Eukaryota, Dinophyceae, Syndiniales, Amoebophryaceae. The record is from the annotation of a GenBank genome assembly.